This is a messenger RNA of Rhododendron vialii, 3194 nucleotides long. RefSeq names its product protein RRP6-like 2. Gene Ontology annotation, cellular component: nuclear exosome (RNase complex); nucleolus. The transcript is spliced from 14 exons. The record is from RefSeq and is a predicted model, not a curated record. NCBI's taxonomy places the organism in Eukaryota, Viridiplantae, Streptophyta, Magnoliopsida, Ericales, Ericaceae. Gene Ontology annotation, biological process: histone mRNA catabolic process; exonucleolytic trimming to generate mature 3'-end of 5.8S rRNA from tricistronic rRNA transcript (SSU-rRNA, 5.8S rRNA, LSU-rRNA); nuclear polyadenylation-dependent rRNA catabolic process. Gene Ontology annotation, molecular function: 3'-5'-RNA exonuclease activity; nucleotide binding; nucleic acid binding. The coding region runs from base 183 to 3011 and encodes 942 amino acids.
UCUCCCCACAUCUCAGUUCACACAGAAGAAGAAACGCAAUAAAAGCAAGCAGCAGGUAACUUCCCAUCACUUCUCAAACGGACACUAAAACCCUAACCCUAAACCCCCGCUCUACCCUCCUGUGAAUCUCUCUACUGACACCAAUGCAAAUCCAAACCCAAAAACCCUAAAAGACCAACGCCAUGGACACCGAUCCUUCCCAGUCUCAACCCCAGUCCACCAAGCACGAGGCCGAGACUCUCCAGCGCGUCACCUCCGGCCCUCUCUCCUCCUCGCUGUCGAAGCUCUCGGGCUCGUCCCGAGGCAUACCGUCCGACAAGGACUUCCAUUUCUACUACAACUUCGCCGAGUUCAAGUCCCCGGUCAAAGAAAUCUCCGAUGAUGCGCAGCUAAUGCUGCGAGCCAUCGGAUCUUCUCCCGCCCAAUUAUGGGGCAAGGAGAUGGAGUUCCCUCUGGGGGAUCUCGACGACGCUUACGACUGGCUUGUGAGCGCGAACGACGAGGUGUUCGAGAGGUUUGAUGUUUCGGUUGACGAUUUUCGGAGGGCGAGGAAGGAGGAAGAGGAGGGUGGGCCCAGUGGUAUGACGGCGAAUGCUGAGGAUUCGGAGAGCGGGUUUCAGUUGGUGUAUGGAAAGAACAAGAAGAAAGGGUUGUUGAGUCAGGUGGUGGUGGAGGAGAAAGAUAGGGUUGAGUCGUCGGUGAAGGUGGCUUCUAGAGAUAAGAAAACGAUGGGGGGUAAGCCGAAGGUUCCGUUUCACGUACCGAGUAUUCCCCGGCCGCAGGAUAAGUUUAAGAUUGUUGUUAAUAAUUCGAACCAGCCGUUUGAUCAUGUUUGGUUGCAGAGGAGUGAGGAUGGGUCCAGGUUUAUACAUCCACUGGAGAAGUUCUCCAUUUUGGAUUUUGUUGACAAAAAUGUAGGGCAUGUUGAGCCUGUGAAACCACCUCCAAUUGAGUCUACUCCUUUCAAGCUUGUGGAAGAAGUCAUGGAUCUGAAGGAGCUAGCUGCUAAGUUGCGUGGAGUGACUGAGUUUGCGGUUGAUUUGGAACAUAAUCAUUAUCGAUCUUUUCAAGGUUUGACUUGUCUGAUGCAAAUCUCAACUAGAACCGAGGAUUUCGUUGUUGAUACGCUAAAGCUUCGGAUUCAUAUCGGUCCUUAUUUGAGGGAAGUGUUCAAAGAUCCUUCCAAAAAGAAGGUCAUGCAUGGAGCAGAUCGUGAUAUAAUAUGGCUGCAAAGGGACUUUGGCAUAUACGUCUGCAAUUUGUUCGACACGGGGCAGGCCUCAAGGGUAUUGAAAAUGGAGAGAAAUAGUCUGGAGUAUCUUCUGUACCACUUUUGUGCAGUUAGCGCUAACAAAGAAUACCAGAAUGCAGAUUGGAGAAUUCGUCCUAUCCCUGAUGAGAUGCUCAGAUAUGCCAGAGAAGAUACACACUAUCUGUUGCAUAUUUAUGAUUUACUGAGAAUCAGGUUGCUUUCAGCAUCAACUGAGUCUGAGAAUUCUGAUGACUUGCUGGUAGAGGUUUACAAGCGCAGUGGUGAUUUAUGCAUGCAGCUUUAUGAAAAAGAGCUUUUGACUGAGAGUUCAUUUCUCUACGUAUAUGGUUUGCAGGGUGCUGAUCUCAAUGCCCAGCAGCUUGCGAUUGUUGCUGGACUUUGUGAGUGGAGAGAUGUUGUUGCCCGUGCAGAGGACGAAAGCACUGGUUAUGUGUUGCCGAACAAAACUCUUCUUGAGAUAGCCAAACAGAUGCCUGUGACCACCAGCAAGCUACGCCGUUUAGUGAACUCGAAGCACCCAUAUGUAGAGCGCAGUCUUGGUUCUGUUGUCAGCAUAAUUAAGCAUUCUAUGCAAAAUGCUGCUGCAUUUGAAGAGGCUGUAGAGCUAAUAAAGGAGUGGUGCGCGCAAACGGCAUCUGAAGGAAACAUGGUCCCUGCAGAUGGAAAUGAAGCCCUACCUCCUGAAGCUCCUGAAACAAUUAAAAGUGUGACUGCUGCACAAAAUUGUGGUGGUGGCAUUUCAAUGGAUGAUGACAUGUCUGGUAACCCUCGAGAUUCUGUGCAUUUGAGGGGAUCUUUGGAGCUUGGAAACAAUAUUGCUGGAAUUUCCAGAUAUGGACAAGAAAGGGCUUCAGAACAUUUUGGUGAAAAUGGGCACAAAAUGAGUCAAGCAGAUAACCAUGUCAGUGGACUUCCAAGUGGAAGCCCUAUAAUUUCAGAGCAGAUUAGUGAGACAAAUAGGAAUUCGAAGGUGUUGCAUGCAGGUGCCGGAGCUACUGUUCAGGUGCUUAAGAAGCCAAGCCGUGCUUUUGGGGCAUUUCUGGGGAAUUCAACUGCAAAGAGGAAAUUUGAUACUGGUAACCAGGACAAGGAAGAGAUCAAGCUGGAGCAGAUUAAAUCUUCAGUAAACCUUCCAUUCCAUUCAUUUGUGCCCAGGGAUGAAACUUUGCAACUAGUAGUAGAAGAGCCUGCCAAAGUAUCGCAACGUCUGCUUCUUGAAGAACCUUCUUCCAUCCAAGCCCAAAGCUCUUCCUUGGAAGAUGUUAUAUUGUUAGAAGAAAAAGAAGAAGAUAAUGAUGAUGAAGAAGAAGAAGGUGGUGCAAAUGUAGAGACAUCGACAACUAUAGAAACAAAAAACGAGCAGUUGGAAAUGGAUGACGGGGAUGAGACCAUGUCUCUUGGUGAUCUAUCCUCCAGCUUCCAAAACUGUUUCAAGUCCAUAAGCGAAACAAGGAAAGCCAAGCAACCUGUGAAGCCCAGAGAAUCUGGUGGGUUUUUGGAGUUGAAACCCUUCGAUUAUGAAUCUGCAAGGAAACAGGCUUGGCUUGGGAAUGAACCAGAUGCUGAAAUGGGUGAAAAGAGUGAAGGUGGUCGCAGAAGUAGGGCUGGUAAAGCGGACAGGAAAAAGAGUUCAACUGUAGGCCAAUCUCGUAAUGAUGAAGAGAGUGGAGGUUUCCAGCAGGGUAGAAGGCGGCAGGCUUUUCCAGCGAGUGGGAACCGGAGUGCAACUUUCCAUUGAGUCUGGACAUUCGGUCCCUUCACCGAAAAAGGUGAUAUUGUUGCAUUGAGUCAUGGAUGUCAACAAAAGAAAUUCACAGGCCAAAUGAUAAUAGAAAUUGCUUGUAAACCUGUUAGCAGUUUGUGGACCUCAUUUGAUCAAAGAAACGAGGAGAAUUUGCAAUAUGAUAGUGGAUUUCUACUC